GUCUGAAGUAAGGCGUAUCCGGAUUGAAUGAUUCAGGUUGUCUCCGGUGAAGGGUGAUCUUCGAUUUAAGUGGAAGAGGGUGAAUUAGAAGAUGGGAGACAAGGACCUGGAAUAUACUAUUGUGUUCCCUGAUGCCAGUGAUUCAGGCUUUAAGGAAGACCCUGUGGUAAUUCUGUUGGGUUGGGCUGGCUGUCAAGACAAGCACUUAUCAAAAUACAGCUAUAUCUACAAACAUCAGGGUUGUAUAGUUCUCAGAUAUAUUGCUCCAUGGCAGCAGAUAUUUUUCAGUGGAAUCUUCAGCAAAAAUCUCCAACGCACAGCAAGAAAACUGUUAGAUCUCCUGUUUGACAUUGGCAUAGAAGGGCAUCCAAUAUUGUUCCAUGUUUUCAGUAAUGCUGGAUGCAUGCUGUACCGCCACAUAGUUGAACUCCAAUGUAACAAAACUGAAACUUAUUUCACUAAGUUACGAGUAGUUGGAAUCAUUUUUGAUAGUGCACCUGGAAACAGAAAUCUCCAGGGUAGUAUCCGAGCACUUAACACUGUCUUGGAUUCUUCAACCAAUGUUAUUGUAAAGUGCAUUGCAAUUCCUGUUUUUGUUUUGAUGGUAUUACUUCAGGUUAUGCUUUAUCCAGUAACACAAUUUGUCUCCCUGCCAUUCUAUGAUGCAUUGAAGGUGGACGCAUCAAGGUGGCCUCAACUUUUUUUGUAUUCAAAAGCAGAUAAAAUUGUUUAUUACAAGGAUAUAGAGGCAAUGAUCAACACUAGAAAAAUGUUGAAUAUUCAGGUGCAAUCUGUAGAUUUUGAAACAUCACAGCAUGUUAACCACUUUCGAGAAUUCCCUGAUAAGUAUUCUAACUUCUGCUUAAAUUUCCUCAAAGAAUGCAUUCAGAAAACACCUUAUCUAAAUUAUUUGACAAAAAAAAACAUUUAAUACAAUGAUCAAGGUGGGAGUCAAACACAACAAUUGUGAAGAGGAAGAAACAGUCAGUACCUUCCUAUUUGUUGUUUAAUGAGUCCUACCAGAAAAUGUGCAUGAGUUUUGGGUGACCAAUAGUAUUAAGCUUAACCAAAUUUUACCCUUCAUCAUUGAAUAACCUGUUACAGUGUUUGUCUCAGCUCAUAUGAGAAAUGGCUACUUCAAGUGAAAUUUGAAGGCUGACCCACCCAACAUUUUAGCACCUUCAAUGUCAGGAAUUAGGUCGUUUUAAACAUUUCCAAGUACCUCAGACAGGAUGUUUCUUAAAGAUUUUUUUUUCAAUAAUGUUUGGAGAUUUUGCACACACAAAAUUGGAAAACCAGCAAUAGUCACAAAAGCCGAAUUUCAUUUGUAAUUUUUGUUCUGGAAAUAUCAAUCAAUCAUUAUCUCUAAGUUAUUUGUAUAAUAGAGGUAAAAACAUCAUAUCUAACACUUUUUUUUCCUGAAGAAGGACUCCUGCCCGAAACGUCGAUUCUCCUGCUCCUUGGAUGCUGCCUGACCUGCUGCGCUUUUCCAGCACCACAUUUUCAUAUCUAACAUUCUUGUCUGGCAAAAAAAUGUAUUAACAGAGCAAUAUUAUUUUGAAUGGUUUACAGAAAUUGAAGAAUUUUCAAAUUGAUUUUCUGGACAUGAGCAUUGCUGACAAGGCCAGAACUUAUUGUCCAUGAUUGUUAUGGGAAGGUGGUGGUGGUCUUCCUAAACUGUUGUAGUUCAUGUGUUUUACCUUCUUGACAAUGCUAUAAGUUAGGGAGUUCAAGAAUGAAGGACUUGAAUAUUUUCAUUCCUCAUGACUUUCCUUGAAAUAUGCUCCUUUGGUUGUGUUUUUCAUCACCUAUCCAAAUAUCUCUAUCUAAUUUGGUACUGAGCUACAUACUGCUGUGAAAAGCCUUUGUUCAUUUUAGUGUACAAAAUGCUUUUUAAUUGCAGGUUAUCAAUGUUGCUUUGCUUCUGGAUAAGUUGGCUGAAAACCUGUCAUCCAGAACUUGGUGCCAUUGUAGCCAUGCAAGCAAGUAAAGUUUAUAAGCCUCUCCAACCCAUAAGGUAGUCUUGCACUGGAUCUCUGUUUCAGUUCCUCAAGUUGUUCUUUAGUCUGCAGGUUUUAAAAAGUAUACUUCGUUUUUAGGUUUUAUUUGUUGUGGAUUUUUAUUUUACCACUUUGAGCUGCUACUGGUGUCAACUUAUGGUAUUGAAAUUGAGUUUAUUAUCUUCUUAACUCUUAUUUGCAGUUAGUUGGCAUGUCCCUGAUCUGGCCUUUUGAAUAUUUCUAAUUUUAAUCAGAAUUUGAAAGUUCAGCAGUGUCACAUGAUUUUUGUCUGCACUUCUUUCUACUGCAUUCCAUAACACACAGACUGGUUUCAGCUUUAGUAUCUUUCAUUCAAGGAAAGGAUCCAUAGAAUUCUUAAGUUUUAUGGCACAAUUGGUAUGUUAAUGAUGUAAGAAAAACUCUCUCUUGUCUUUUUGAAUUUACUGUGACUUGGACAAGAUGAAUUAAUAGGCUUUUCCUGUUUCUUUUUCUGUAAUACAUGAAUCCAUCCUUUUUCUGUCAUUCUUUUUCCUGAUUCUUUCUCAAGGAGACACUGAUACAGUGGUAGUAUCACUAAACAAGUAUUCCAAUGGCCCCGAUUUAAUGCCUUGGGGGACAAGGAUUCAAAUUCCACCUCAACAGUUAGUAGAAUUUAAAUGCACUUAAUAAAAAGAAUUGUUAGAUCUGAAACAUUAACUCUGUCUCCAUGGGUGCUGUCAGAGCUGCUGUGUUUCUGUAGUUUCAGGAGAUUUAAAAAAAAACUUACCAUCAUUUUUCAUAUAUCCUUCAGGGAAGGAAAUCUGCCGUCCUUACCUUGUCUGGUCUACAUGUGACUACAGGUGGCAUUGAGGCCAUAACUUGAUCAGUGGGAUCUUAUUGAGUGGUGGGCAGAUUAAAGGUUCAAAUGGCCAACUCCUGCUUUGAAUUCAUAAACAAAGUAAAUGAAGAUUGUGAAAUAUAUCAAUGCACUUGUAUUUUGACUUAAUGUAUCCAUUAACGUUUUCAUGUACUAACUGUCUCAAGAGUGUUUAUAGAUAAGUACUUUUAUGUUUCUCUCUAAAUAAAAUGAUUCCUGUCUAAAAUAAAGGUUAUAGAGUCAUACAGUACAGAAACAGACCCUUCAGCCCAUUCAUCUGUGCCAAUGAGAUAUCCCAAUCUAACCCAGUCGCAUUUGCCCCGUAUCCCUUUAAACCCUUCCUAUUUAUAAACCAUUCCAGAUAUCUUCAAAUUAUGUAAUUCUACCUACCCCACCAGUUCCUCAUUCCAUACACGCAUCACCCUCUGAAAAAGUUACUUCUCUGGUCCUUUUUAAAUCUUUUCCCCUCUCACCUAAAACCUAUGCCCUCUAGUUUUAGAGUCCCUAUCCAUGCCCAUCAUGAUUUUAUAAACUUGUACAAGGUCACCCCAGAGCCUCCACUCCAGGGGGAAAAAACAGCCCAGCUCUUCAGCCUUUCCCAACAACAUAAACUCUCCAGUCUCAGCGACAUCCUUGUAAAUGUUUUCUGUGCCUUAGAUUUAACAACAUCCUUCCAAUAGAAGGAUGGCCAGAAUUGCACACAGUAUUCUAAAAAUGACCUCACCAAUGUCCUGUACACUGCAACAUGAUAUCCCAACUCCUAUACUCUAUCCUGCUGAGCAAUGAUGGCAAGCACGCCAAACACUGCCUUUACCACAUGAGUCCACUUUGAAGGAACUAUGCACCUGCAUCCCUAAGUUUCUGUUCGGCAACAAUCCCCAGGAUCCUACCAUUAAGUGUUUAAGUCCUGCUGAGAAUGUGUAUAGGGUAUAAGCAGGCAGGGAAAAGUUAAGUUCUGAGUUUUGUGAAACUGGAAGUUCAGCUGAGCAUGACUCAGAUCAGACAAGCACUUGCAGUUAACAAUGGGGUGCUAGAGGUAAGGGUAAUGGGUUAACAAGGUGGAAAAACAUUCAUUAUGUAGAGCCAUUUAACAAUAUGGGAAGCAUUCAGUAUGUAUAUAUGUAAGAUCAGCUUAACAAGGUGAAAGGUAUUCAUUAUAUAAAGCCAGUUAUCCAUUGUGUAACAGCAGAUGGCUUAAUCUCUCCUAUUGACACUUGCUGAUUGUAACGGUCACCCAAUUAUUAUGUAUGUUGCCUUAACUGGAUGCUCAUCCCUGUAAAAUGACUAUAUAAUUCAUUAAGAAACUGCUAUUCCAGAGAAGACUGAACUCCUGUCUCUGUGUACAUGGGUGAUUGUUUCUCUCCCUCUAGGACCUGGAGUAAAGAUGAAGGAGGUAAAACUAUACUGUCACUGACCAUUUUUGCUUCGGGUGGGGGUGGAAAUGGGAUGACAUUGCCCUACUUUGCCUUACCAAAAUGCAACACCUCACAUUUAUCUAAAUUAAACUCCAUCUGCCAUUCCUAGCCCCAUUAGCACAUCUGAUCAAGGUCCUGGUGUACUCUUGAGAUUUUUUUCCAUUGACCACUACACCACCUAUUUUGGUGUAAUCUGCAAACUUUGUAACUAUGUCACCUAUAUUCACAUCAAAAUAAUUGAUAUAAAUGAUGAACAGCAGUGAACCCAGCACCAAUCCUUGUGGCACACUGGUCCAGUCAAAAAAGCAACUGUCUACCACCAUCCCCUAUCUCCUACCUUCAAGCCAAUGUUGUAUUCAAUUGGGUAACUGCCCCGAUCCCAUUUGAUCUAAUCUAACUAACCAGUCUACCGUGCAGCACCUUGUCAAGCUGAAGUCUAUCGACAAUGUCUAUGACUCUGACUUUGUUUUUAAUUUAUUUUUUUUAGAUCAAUAAUGUAAAUUUCAUAAUCUACAGAAUUGCCUUUAGAUUUUUUUUUAAUUACUUAGUAUGGAAACAGGCCCUUCAGCCCAGCAAGUCCACACCGACCCGCCGAAGCAUAACCCAUCCAGACCCAUUCCCCUACAUUUACCCCUUCACCUAACACUACGGGCAAUUUAGCAUGGCCAAUUCACCUAACCUGCACAUUUUUGGACUGUGGGAGGAAACCAGAGCACCUGGAGGAAACCCAUGCAGACACUGGGAGAAUGUGCAAACUCCACACACAGUUGCCUGAGGUGGGAAUUGAGCCCAGGUCUGUGGUGCUGUGGGGCAGCAGUGCUAACCACUGUGCCACCGUGCUGUAUUUAAAGUGUUUACUUGACCACCAUCAGACAAAGGCCUAGAACUGGAUUUGAUAUUUUUGCCCAGAACUUUGAUUCUAUUGGCUGAACUUUCAUUGUGCUGAACUUUCAUUUAUCAGGAUAUACCUGUGCCAUUUGGUCAACCUUUUAACAUUUGCUGCUCAAAU
Hemiscyllium ocellatum (epaulette shark) is the source of this 5280-nucleotide messenger RNA. RefSeq names its product transmembrane protein 53 (gene tmem53). Bases 92 to 931 code for a protein of 279 amino acids. The transcript has 3 exons. The record is from RefSeq and is a predicted model, not a curated record. Lineage: Eukaryota; Metazoa; Chordata; Chondrichthyes; Orectolobiformes; Hemiscylliidae.